GCUGUAAAAACUUUUUCAUUUGCAUUAUUGUUCUUCUGAUCAUUGUUUAUAUUUCUCAGGCUAUGGCAUAUCUGGAAGAGAGGAGAUUGGUUCAUCGUGAUUUGGCUCUGAGGAACGUCUUGUUGCAAACCCCAGGAUGUGUGAAAAUAACUGAUUUUGGACUAGCGAAGCUUUUGGAUGUUAAUGAAGAAGAAUUUAAUGCUGCUGGUGAAAAAGUGCCAAUCAAGUGGUUAGCUUUAGAAUGUAUUCAACAGCGAAUAUUUUCUCACAAAAGUGAUGUGUGGGCAUUCGGUGUUACAGUAUGGGAACUGUUAACAUUUGGCGGUCGGCCUUAUGAGAAUGUUACAUCCCGUGAUGUUCCCGAUUUACUGGAGAAAGGAGAAAGGCUGCCACAGCCCAGUAUAUGUACGAUUGAUGUCUACUUGAUGUUGAUAAAGUGCUGGCUACUAGAUGCUGAAUCUCGGCCUUCCUUCAAAGAACUAGCUGAGGAGUUUGCUAAGAUGGCACAAGAUCCUGGACGAUACCUGUACGUAGCUGGGGAUAAACUGAGGAAAGUUCCAAGCUAUAUCCCCCAGGAUCAGGGGACGGUAUCCUCUGAAAUGAGUAGGAAGUUUGGUGUAGAAGAUCAAGAUUUUGAUAGUAAUCCAGAGGACAACCUAAUUAUACCUAUGGUUAUAGCGAAGAGACCAGACAGAAUGUGUCGAAACUUGGAAGCAGCUUGUCCAAACUAUCGUGCAAGAAAAAAUAGUGAUCGGUACUGUUCAGAUCCUCUCAAAGUUCUUCAAAAAGAUCAAGAGAAGAUUGUGGAAACCAAGAACACUUCAUUAAAAGACGACAUUCUCCAGCCAGUAGAUGAGGAGGAUUAUUUGAUACCUUCACCUCAGCCGUGCAGUCAAUCACCUGUUUAUAUGGAUCUUAUUGGAGACACUAACUUAUCAGGUCGUGGAGCUACAAGUUCGCAGUGUUAUUCUCCCCGCAUGCCAGAAGACAAAGUGGAUAAACUGAUGAAAAAAAAUCGUGAUUACAUCAACAUACGAACAGUGUCGCAGAAAAAUAAAGACAAUGAGGAAGACACUGAUGAUCAAGAGGGUUUUACCCAUUUUGAUCAACUGACACAAGAGCUUCAACCUUUGAAUCACAGAGAAGCAAGACAAUAGUCUGAACCUUUUUGAUGUGACCACCGACAUUUUAUAAUAGUUCAAGUUCUUGCCAAAUCUUUUAUAAAUCAUGUGAUCUAUAGUACAGUAGCUACUGCGGUCUGCAGAGAAGUCGAACAUUUAUGUACCAGUUUCAUGUUUGAAAAUGUGGUUUUUUUUACAGCAUGCAUUAAAAAAUAAGCUAUAUAAGACCAUGAAACUCAAACCUUCAAGUGUUACAGGCAUCAGGGUAUUUAUGCAUAGUUAAUGUGUCUUUAAUUUCAAUAUAUGUACAUUCUUUAAUUCUGUGCUCUUACGAGAGUUUUUGUUUCACCUGUUUCUGUUGUACUUGUGUUUAUUUGUAAAAGGUACAUCCGGCUUUAAAAUAUGCAGGUACGGGAUGUUUGGCCAAAUGUAUUUCAAGUACUAAUUUACAACAUGUGGUUGAGUAAGUGACUAUUCACACCUCAUCUGUAUGUAGAGAAAACAGGUGUUGUAACAUUUACAGUGUUUAUCUUUUGAAAAAAAAAUUACAAAAAAAAUAUGCAUGUCUUGCAAAAUUAUAACUUUUUGGGUGUUUUUAAUUGCAACAACUUAAAUUUUUUUAUCAGUUUUGAUUUUAUGUGAUUGUAAUUAGAAGUAUUUUGAUUACAGAUUGUUGUUUUUCAACUUCUUGUUGCUGCUUUCUUUAUAUUUGAAGUUCAACUGUAUUCAGCCACCUUGCACUUGUGAAUCUUAUUGAUAAAAUUCACAGAAAAUAUUACAAUUAGCUCAAUGGGAUUUUAAAUCAGAUUAAUGGGAACAUCUCUGUAAAACCCACAAUUGUUGAAAAUUUCUGUUGUCAUGCGUAACAUACAGUUAAUGAUUCAUAAAUUAUAGAAGUUUAGGCUAAGUAACACCAGGGGGUAUAACAUGUCUUCUAUACAACUAAUGAAAAAUUACAGUAGUUUAGGCUAAGUAACACCAGGGGUAUGACAUGCCUUCUAUUCAACUAAUGAAAAAACAUGGUAGUUUAGGUAAAGUAACACCAGGGGUAUGACAUGCCUUCUAUACAACUAAUGAAAAAUUACAGAAGUUUAGGCUAAGUAACACCAGGGGGUAUAACAUGUCUUCUAUACAACUAAUGAAAAAUUACAGUAGUUUAGGCUAAGUAACACCAGGGAUAUGACAUGCCUUCUAUUCAACUAACGAAAAACAUGGUAGUUUAGGCAAAGUAACACCAGGGGUAUGACAUGCCUUCUAUUCAACUAAUGAAAAAACAUGGUAGUUUAGGCAAAGUAACACCAGGGGUAUGACAUGCCUUUCAGAUAUUACUGAUAACUAUUCUCCUUAUCAAAACACUACAUUAUUAUCAAAAGUUUUUUGUUUUCAUUAUUCUGUCACUUAACAGUUUUUUUAGAUCAUAUUUUAUUCUCCAAUAAAGAAAUGAACUGAUGCAGA
This is a messenger RNA of Limulus polyphemus (Atlantic horseshoe crab), 2576 nucleotides long. RefSeq names its product epidermal growth factor receptor-like. Gene Ontology annotation, cellular component: signaling receptor complex; basal plasma membrane. The annotation marks the transcript as partial. The transcript is spliced from 8 exons. Lineage: Eukaryota; Metazoa; Arthropoda; Merostomata; Xiphosura; Limulidae. The record is from RefSeq and is a predicted model, not a curated record. Gene Ontology annotation, molecular function: transmembrane receptor protein tyrosine kinase activity; ATP binding. Gene Ontology annotation, biological process: cell surface receptor protein tyrosine kinase signaling pathway; positive regulation of kinase activity; protein phosphorylation.